Messenger RNA from Verticillium alfalfae VaMs.102, 1824 nucleotides. RefSeq lists its product as hypothetical. Gene Ontology annotation, molecular function: protein binding. NCBI's taxonomy places the organism in Eukaryota, Fungi, Ascomycota, Sordariomycetes, Glomerellales, Plectosphaerellaceae. Bases 1 to 1824 code for a protein of 607 amino acids. The transcript has a single exon. The record is from RefSeq and is a predicted model, not a curated record.
AUGCCUAACUACGUCUACGAACCUUUGGCUGAUGGCCACAUCAGGCUGAUCGAACUACACCCAGGCCUUCCCACUGAUGACAUUCAGCUUAGCAUCCACCAUGUUGCCCUGACGCCAUCCGAGCUACCACCGAGACUCAGUUUGCGGCACCUCGCGGAAAGGCUACCUGAAGGCUGGAAGGCCCAUGAGGAUAUGUCAGGUAGACUUUUCUUUCUCCAUGACGAUGGCAGGGGCAAACCUUUAUCGCAGUGGGCGCACCCAGAUCCAGACUUUGAUCUGAGCCCCUACCAAAAAUUCCCUCAGUCCCAGCACGAUCCAAGCUUUGAAGCAUUGUCCUACACAUGGGGCGCUGCUGAUGAUUCGGAAAGCAUCAGAGUGAUCUCACGAGACCACCGCCUCGACCAGGGCAGCUUCCACGCGCUCCAUGUCCGACCAAAUUUGGCCUCUGCACUGCGUCAUUUGCGAUAUGAGAAUAGACCCCGCACGCUCUGGGUCGACGCCAUUUGCAUCAAUCAGCAAGAUCUCGAUGAGGUCGCUGUACAAGUCAAAGGAGCGGCCACUGUGUACAAGGAAGCCGUGCGAGUCAUGAUCUGGCUUGGGCUUUCUUCGCAUGACAGUGCACUAGCAAUGCACGCCCUCAGUAACCUCGGGGCUCAAGUGAUAGUGAGGGCCGAUUCGUGGAUUUGCAGCGCACCUGGCGCGACAGAAGCGGAUUGGCACGACAGAAACGUCCUACUACCGUACGAUAAGGCAACCUGGUUGGCUAUCGAUUCGUUACUGAACCGCGCCUGGUUCAGUCGUAUUUGGAUUGUGCAGGAACUCCACCUCGCAAAGAAUGCAGUGUUUCUGUGCGGCAGGGAUGAAAUGACCCGCGAGGCGUUCGGGCAUUCUGUCAUCACUCUGAAAAUGAAACAUGAACUUGACCCAGCAUUGUCACGAGACACGUUGGAUCCUGUCUGCGGCCUGGCCAUACCCAUUCGCUCGGACAGCCCCUCGUACUACAUCUUGAGACGUACUUCACGCGGCAAUUGUACGGACAACAAAGAUGUCAUAUAUGGCGCCCUGGGAUUAUUUCCAGCCCGUCUAAGAAAGAAGAUCCAUGUCGAAUACAAGCUUUCUACUUCGGAGGUGUUUGCUGCCUUUGUCAAGUCUCACAUUGAGACUUAUGAACGCCUCGAACUGCUACGAAUGUGCACUUCCCAUGCACGACGGCUCAAUAUGCCAAGCUGGGUACCCAACUUUCCUUCGUUAGACUUAAGCAGCUCAACUCUAGGAAACUGGCACUUCUGCUCAGGGUACUCAAAAUGCCAAGUUGAAGUUCGGGGUGUUGACCUCCACGUCACUGGGGUACGCGCUGCAGCUAUCCAGACUGUCGGUAGGGUUAUCCCCGACUGCGGAGAAGGUAAUCCCUAUUCCAUUUACGAUACUUUGAGUACUGUGAGAGAACUGCAGAGAGAUUUUGAAGGCAUGAGAGCUUUGAAACUCUUAGACUUCUUCUGGGUUGUCUUCGGCGACUUUUUGUGUAAAAGGCUGCCCGAAAACAUGAUUGGCGACCGAGAUCAGUUCAAGGAUAGCCUUGCCAGGUCGUUCAUCUUUUCGGACGCUGAUGGUGAUCUGUCUUCGGAAAAAGCGUUCUCUCAGUGGGAGAACUACUUUUUGAAGAUGCUGUUGGGAAGAAGGGUGUUGAUGAAUAGCGACGGAAACUUCGGAAUUGGGCCUGCAGAUACAAAGCAAGGUGAGCGUCCACUCCUAUGUGAUUUUGUUGAACUCCCAAGCUCACCUGGACUCGCUAGGCGACAUUGUGGCCUGUCUCCUUGGCUGUGA